UCAGCAUCAAGAUCAAGAGAAACAGAACCUGAGCUUUAAUUCUGAAGCGGCUCCGCUACUGAUAAUUCAACAUCUGCAAAGUCACUUGCGUGAUGGCUGUUUGGAAGAAAUGCGUGGGAGAAACCAUCCUCUUGAUUGUCCUUUUCAAUCACCAUCUUGCCUGGUGUCAUUUUCCAGCCUUCAUGCCUUGCGAUGGAAAUAGGACUUCCAAACAGAUAGACUGCAGCAAGAGGCAUUUAACCUCAGUGCCAAUAAUCAGAUCAGAAAAUGCCACCAUCCUACUGCUGAAUAUGAAUUUGCUACAAGAAGUCAAUAACCAAGCCUUCUCAGGUGUCCGAAACCUCCAGGUGAUUGACCUGAGUAUGAACUGCUGCCCAGGGAACCUGCGCUUACCUGGUCAGAUAUGCAAAUUAACCAUCAAGUCCAGAGCCUUCCUUCAUCUUCAUAAUUUAAAAGUAGUUAACCUAACUGGAAAUAGUUUAACUAGCAUCCCACUACUGCCUGCAAACCUUAUUGGCUUAGAAUUGGCACUCAAUAAUUUGCAAUUUAUUAAUGUCUCCAAUCUGGUUAACCUGGAAUUUCUCAACUUUAGUAAAAACUGCUUCUAUCAAAAUCCAUGCAAUGGAUCAUUUACCUUUGAUGAGGACAUGUUUAGGAACAUGCCACACCUAUACUCACUGGACCUGAGUUUCAACAGCAUAACAACUGUGCCCAGGGGACUCCCAGGAUCCUUGAAAAAAUUGAUACUGUCUGAGAAUAAGAUUCCACAGAUCUCUUCAAUGGAUUUUAAAAAUCUCAUUCAUUUGGAAUACCUUUCUCUGGCGUGGAACUGCCAAAGGUGUGAUCAUGCUGCCCAGCCGUGUUUCCCUUGCGAAGGCAACAAGUCCAUUGACUUAUCUGCAGAAGCCUUCACUGCUCUGAAGAAUCUGAAACAGCUGGUGCUUAGGGGCAACUCUCUUAGGCAUUUGAAUGACACCUUAUUCCAGACACUUGGAAACUUAACCUCCUUGGAUCUAUCUGACAACUACCUUGCCUAUGCAAUACAAAAUGCUACAUUUUUUGCCAGCCUGACCAGUCUACAAGAUCUCAACUUAAAGUAUAACUAUCAACCAUUGAAAACUUUUGAACGCCUUGUCUUGCCCCCUUCUUUAGCGAACCUGAUAUCUUUGAAUAAGUUUCAGAUAGACGGAUAUUUCUUUCACAUUUUGGAUAAAAAUGACAUACAUCCAUUGCUCAGUAUUCCCAACAUCAAGUCUGUAAACUUUCGGAUGAAUUUCAUUGAGAAGAUUGACUUAAAGCUCUUUGCAAAUACAGAGUCAUUGAAAUAUAUUGGGCUUUCAGAAAACAGGGUGUCGUUUUCUCCGCAGAACUCCUGGCCACGUCAAGAUAAAAAUGGCAGGAACAAUGAAGACUUUGUUGACACCAGCCACAAAGAGGGCCAGAUCCCUGAGAGAAGAAGUGACUAUGAGAAUAUUCAGAGAAAGAAAACAAAAGGAGCAUCUUCCUUCUUUUCUUUUGAGAAAUGCUCUUCUUUUGGGAAAGUCUUUGACUUGUCAUUCAAUAAUAUUGCAGACAUAAAGCCGAAGAAUUUUGAAGGACUGGAAAACAUCCAGUGCCUUUUAUUGUCUUGCAAUUACAUUACACAGGCAUUGAAUGGCAAACAAUUCAACAAACUGAACAGCCUGAAGUAUUUGGACCUUGCUCACAAUAGAAUAGAUUUCUAUUUUAGGGAGGCAUUUUCGGAGAUCCCAACACUCGAAGUUUUAGAUCUCAGUUACAAUAGCUACACUUUUGAAAUGAUAGGGAUGGGCCAUCGUCUCGAAUUCAUCAAAAACAUGCGCUCUAUUAGAUGGUUAAGUCUUGCAAAUAACUAUAUAGCAAAACGGGUCUCAAGUGAACUCCACAGUAACACUUUGAAUGUGUUGGACUUUAGUGGAAACUUGUUGAGUGUGAUGUGGGAGAGUGGGACAAAUACUUACUGGAAUUUUUUCCACAAUCUUCACAACUUAACAGUUCUGGAUAUCUCGAGGAACAUUCUGAAGACAGUACCUCCAGAAGUAAUGGUUAGAUUUCCACAAAGUCUGAAAGAACUUUACAUUAACAACAAUGAAAUUGACUUUUUCAAUUGGGAUAACCUAACAAAAUUGAUAAACCUUGAAAUUCUAGACUUGGGCCAAAAUUUGCUCUGUGGUUUACCUUCAAAUCCAUGUCACUUUCCCAAAACAUUCUCCAAACUCAUUUUGCAAAACAACAAAAUAUCCCACCUUCCUGCUGAGUUUUUUUCUGAGGUCAAAUCAAUACGUUAUCUUGACUUAAGUCAUAAUUGUAUCAAAGAAUUGCAUGCAAGUAGUCUUCCUUCUGAACUUCUGCAAGGGUUGAACACGCUGGCUCUUGGCAACAACCCUUUUAGUUGCACUUGUGAUGCUGACUGGCUCAUUCAUUUCAUCAAGGACACAAAGAUUUCACUACCACAUCUCACUACUGAUUGGAAGUGCGGUUUCCCAGAAUCACAAGAAGGCCGAAGUAUUCUUUUAACAGAUCCCUUGUCCUGUCAGAAAAUGCUUGGGAGUAUAGGUUUUGUCGUGUCCUUUCUGCUAACUGUGAUCUUCACAGCCCUGCCAAUAUUGAAUAAAUUAUUUGGCUGGGAUUUUUGGUAUACUUUCCAUAUAUGUGUCGCCAAGUUAAAAGGCAGCACAAUAAUUCCCUCAGAAAAUCUGCAAUAUGACGCAUUUAUAGUCUUCGAUACUAGUGACAAAGCUGUGGCUGACUGGGUCUACCAUGAGCUCGUGAUGAACCUUGAGAAGAACGGACAGCCUAGUUUCAGCCUUUGUCUCGAGGAGAGAGAUUGGACUCCUGGGAAGUCAACGAUAGAGAACUUGUAUGAUGCCAUCUACCAAAGUAGGAAAACAAUCUUCAUACUGGCAAACACUUGCAUUGUAAGUGGACAGUUGAGACAGGCUUUUUUCAUCGCUCACCAGCGGCUACUAGAUGAGAAGAUGGACGUCAUAGUCUUGGUCCUUUUGGAUCAGUUCUUGCAAAAGUCUCGUUAUCUCCAGUUGCGUAAGAGAUUGUGCAAAGCUUCUGUUUUAAGAUGGCCUCACAACCCUCAUGCGGAGCGUUAUUUCUGGCUUAAGCUGCAGAGAGUAUUGACAAGAGAUAACAAGUUGCAAUAUGAUCCAAAUUUCAGUGAGAGUUUUUUACCCUUUGAAUACAACUUACACAGCAUCUUGUGGCAAAAUCAUUAAUUGAAGAUCAAGGGUUGAUUACCUGGAUUAUUCCAAAUUAUCCUUAAACCAUUCACAGAUUAAUAAAUUCUCACAAAACACAGGAUAAAUCAAUACCACCUCUGGUACACUCAGCAUGUCAAUAAUUAAUUUACUUGUCAACCAACAACUAUCUGCUCGAUCACAGGAUUUUAGAACCAGAAUCAGAUUUAUUAUUACUGUAAUAUAUGAAAUGAAAUUUUACAUUUUGUGGAAGCAGAACAGUGCAAAGAUAUAAAACUACUGCAAUUUACUAAAUAAAUCAAUCAAUGAAAAAGGAAUAAUGAAGUAAUGUUUAUGGGUUCAUGGACUGUUCUGUAAUCUGAUAACAGAAGGGAAGAAAUUGUAUAUGAAUCAUUGAGUCUGGAUCUUCAGACUCCUGUACUUCCUCCCUGAUGGUAAUAACAAGAAGAGGGCAUGUUCUGGAUGGUGAGGAUCCUUAAUGCUAGAUGCCACCUUCUUGAAGCACUGCCUCGUGAAGGUGUCCUCAUUGGUAGGGAAGGUUGUUCCCAUGAUGGAGCUGGCUAUGCAGCCCCCUGCAUUCCUGUGCAUUGGAGCCUCCAUACCAGGCAAUGCAACCAGUCAGAAUGCUCUCUGCCAUACAUCUGUAGAAAUUUGUAAGAGACUUUGAUGACAUACCAAAUCUCCUCAACCUCCUAACAUUACUAGCAAUGCAAUAAUUUACUGUCAGCCCCUCAGUAUUGAUUC
Molecule: messenger RNA, 3971 nt
Organism: Mobula hypostoma (lesser devil ray)
Lineage: Eukaryota; Metazoa; Chordata; Chondrichthyes; Myliobatiformes; Myliobatidae
Gene: tlr9
Product: toll-like receptor 9
Exons: 2
Coding region: 93-3245 (1050 amino acids)
Biological process (GO): toll-like receptor signaling pathway; canonical NF-kappaB signal transduction; defense response to virus
Cellular component (GO): plasma membrane
Molecular function (GO): protein binding; pattern recognition receptor activity
Source: RefSeq, a predicted model, not a curated record